GGCUAUUAGCCAAAUCCUCUAACAGUUCAAAAGUACAACGCUCUUUAGGAGGCUCUUCCUUUUUAAAUAUUUUUUCAGGGGUUAAACAUUAAAUGUCAGGAGUGUAUCUGGAAUGGACAAGGGUCUCCCAUGGAGACGGGGCCUCGCACUCCUCCAGCAUGAAACUCGCUCAUCUGAUUCUGCUGCUCUUAGAUCUCCACUUGAGUUCCUCCAGGUUCACGCCAGCAUCAGAUCGGCCUCUGGAGGAUCUGGUGGAGCAGAAAUGCUUACUGCAAAACUACACGCAGCGCUCCUGUAACAAAGUCUUCUGCCAGCCGUGGCAGAGAUGUAUCGAUGGAACCUGUGCCUGCAAACUCCCUUACCAGUGCCCAAAGGCUGGUGCCCAGGUGUGUGCCACCAAUGGAAGAAGCUUUCCAACAUACUGUCACCAGAAGAGUUUUGAAUGUCUUCAUCCAGAGAUAAAGUUUUCAAAUAAUGGAACAUGCACAGAUAAAGGAAAGUUUAAUGUUUCUUUAACGUAUGGAAGCACAAAAACAGAGGGAAUUGUUCAAGUCACACUUGUGGACCAAGAUGAGAAAAUGUUCAUAUGUAAAAACAGCUGGGGCAUAGCAGAGGCCAACGUGGCCUGCCUCGACCUUGGAUUUCCACAGGGUGUUCGUAACAUACAAGGACGGUUUAAUAUACCUGUAAAUCUCCAAAUAAACGCCACGGAAUGCCUGCAUGUACGUUGCCGGGGAGUAGAGAGCAGUUUGGCGGAGUGUACCUUCACCAAGAGGAGAACUAAGACUCCCCAUGGCUUGGCGGGUGUAGUGUGUUACACACAGGAUGCAGAUUUCCCAACAAGUCAGUCCUUCCAGUGUGUGAAUGGGAAGUACAUUCCUCAGGAGAAAGCCUGCAAUGGUGUCAAUGACUGUGGAGAUCAAAGUGAUGAGCUGUGUUGCAAAGGUUGCCGAGGUCAAGCUUUCCUGUGUAAGUCAGGAGUUUGCAUUCCAAACCAUUACAAGUGUAAUGGCGAGGUGGACUGCAUCACCGGCGAAGACGAGAGUGGCUGUGAAGUUAGUAAAGAAAGGAAGAAAGGAAAAGGUUACAGGAAGAAGGAAGACAGACAGGGUAGAAUUCAUAAAGGCCUUGCACGAUCAGAUCAAGGAGGAGAAACUGAAAUCGAAACUGAAGAAAUAGAAAUGUUGACUCCUGAUAUGGACAUAGAAAGAAAACGGAUAAAGUCCUUAUUACCUAAACUAUCCUGUGGAGUCAAAAGAAACACUCACACUCGUAGGAAAAGAGUGAUUGGAGGGAAGCCAGCGGAGUUGGGAGACUACCCAUGGCAGGUGGCAAUCAAAGAUGGAGAUAGAAUCACCUGUGGGGGCAUUUACAUCGGCGGCUGCUGGGUUCUGACGGCUGCACAUUGUGUCAGACCCAGCAGAUCUCACAAUUAUCAAGUAUGGACGGCUUUUUUAGACUGGCUAAAACCUAACUCUGAGUUGGAAGUUCAAGCAGUGAGCAGAGUUAUUGUCCACGAAAACUAUAAUGGAGCCACCUACCAAAAUGACAUAGCUUUGAUUGAAAUGAAAAAGCGCCGGAGUAAGAAAGAAUGUGAGCUCUCCAAUUCCGUCCCUGCCUGUGUCCCGUGGUCUCCGUAUCUAUUCCAACCGAAUGACAGAUGCAUCAUCUCUGGAUGGGGUCGAGAAAAAGAUAACCAAAGAGUCUACUCACUUAGGUGGGGCGAAGUUAACCUAAUAGGCAACUGCUCUCAGUUUUACCCAGAUCGUUACUAUGAAAAAGAGAUGCUGUGUGCAGGUACCAGUGAUGGGUCCAUUGAUGCCUGCAAGGGGGACUCUGGAGGCCCCUUGGUCUGCAAGGAUGUCAACAAUGUCACUUACAUUUGGGGCAUUGUGAGCUGGGGAGAGAAUUGUGGGAAGCCAGAGUUCCCAGGUGUUUACACCAGAGUGGCCAAUUAUUUUGACUGGAUUAGCCAUCAUGUGGGAAGGUCCCUUGUUUCCCAACACAAUGUCUGAAACUCUGACUUCCUUCUUUCUACAUGUAUUCUAUCAGGAGUUACAUUUUAAUUGAAAUAAAACUGUAUAAUUAGUUCUCCUUGGAGCCGGCAAGAAGCAAAUCUUACUGGCUAGUCCUAAAGUUUCUUCCAAGUUUGUGCAUUUUAGAAUUCUGCCAUAUAACCCCCAAUAAAUAUUCCAGUUACGCAUACAA
Apodemus sylvaticus (European woodmouse) is the source of this 2208-nucleotide messenger RNA. RefSeq names its product complement factor I (gene Cfi). NCBI's taxonomy places the organism in Eukaryota, Metazoa, Chordata, Mammalia, Rodentia, Muridae. Gene Ontology annotation, molecular function: protein binding; serine-type endopeptidase activity. The coding region runs from base 93 to 2015 and encodes 640 amino acids. The transcript has 15 exons. Gene Ontology annotation, cellular component: membrane. The record is from RefSeq and is a predicted model, not a curated record. Gene Ontology annotation, biological process: proteolysis.